Molecule: messenger RNA, 2343 nt
Organism: Photinus pyralis (common eastern firefly)
Lineage: Eukaryota; Metazoa; Arthropoda; Insecta; Coleoptera; Lampyridae
Exons: 9
Coding region: 34-2343 (769 amino acids)
Biological process (GO): Ras protein signal transduction; positive regulation of GTPase activity
Cellular component (GO): plasma membrane
Molecular function (GO): guanyl-nucleotide exchange factor activity
Source: RefSeq, a predicted model, not a curated record
AAUUGUGCAAAAUGUAUUGUUUCACCCCCGAGUAUGUCGAUCAACCGCAUUCAGAAAUUGUUAUUUUCCGAUUAUUGCGAUUUUGAAGACAUGGUCCUAGUAGAAAGUCCGUUCGCACAAACCACAAGGGAUGGGAAAGGGAUUAGGCAAGUACACUUGGGACUAACACCCACGAAGUUAAUCUUAGCGGCCGACGUGUUGCCACCAGUAAGUAUGCUAGACGUGACUUACCUACCAGGGGUGGACCCAGAUAUUGAGACGUUUGAAUUGGUAGCGGUCUAUCCGAUUGAGUGCGUUAAUUUAAGCGUUUUCCAUCGCAGAAAGCGACAAACGUUGAAGGCGCAUUUUUGUACUGAUCGCAUUCUGUACUUUGAGCUAGGGGGACUAGUAAAGCGAAACAUGUUUUGGAAUCUCUGGUGCGAGCGCGUCACGUUUUUGAAUCCCGAAGAUCCUGGAUCGUCUCGUUCUGAGACUUCGGUGGCAACGUCCACGUCAAAUAGCACUUUGUAUUUGUUGGACACCAAAAGAGGCGUAAACGAAGCUGGACUUCACCAGUUGUGGUGUAAAUUCGGAUAUGGAAACCCAGUUGCGCCCAAAUGGACCGACCGCUAUUUAUACAUGGGGGAUCAACUUAGCGAGCCACCUACGAAUUAUACUCCUCACACCGAUCCCCCUACCACCUCCGAGUUUAUACGCGAGCCUUCCCAACCUAAAUCCAGAAAUCGACGCAACGUUGAGGCUCUAAAGCAACUCGUGCCCAGGCACCAGAUUGGCGCAAUAAAUCGUUUCGGUUCAGGCAUUCUUGACAAUUGCAAGUCGGGUUUGUACUUAAAAACUGAAAGUUCGACCGAAGGUACCGUAUCGACAACGCAGUCCCUCGACAACGAAACUGACUACACUCGUUUGGCAGAAAAUGCAGUCCUGUUUUGGGAAUCAUCCAGAAACGUUACGCAAGUCAACCGGCACCGGCGUCGCUACGGCAUUGCACCUCAACCACAUUUUCUUUACGGUUUGGGACCGUGGGGCAUUUCGCAAGGUGAAAGGUUCUCUGUGCAAGUGAAACGAGCAGUAUCCGCCGUCAGAACAAGGCGACAACCCGCCGAACCGGAGCUGCGAUUGUCAAUAUCGAAAAGGCAGCUGGUCUCGUCGAUAUCCUGCGAGGCACUGCAUUUGGACGGUCGUGUGGCAAAGUCUUGGACGUCUCUGAAAACGCCCGUUGUAUUCUUUUGGACUCCGGAUUAUUGGUACAGGCCCAGGUCGGCAAGGGACGCGUAUCAAGAGUUAACCGAGCAUUUGAGGAAGGUUCGGCAAAGUUGCCAACGCAAGAAAGGUAGGAGAAGACGGAACCUUGGUUUUAAAAAGGGAUUUCUUUGUAUGGAGAGGAGGUAUGACACCGACGAGGACACCAACUCUGCGACACAGACAUCGAGUACAUCUGCAAGAGAUGAAACAUCCGUGCAAUAUUUGAGGAGACUUUUACAAUUAAACAUCAACCUCACAUCGUGGGACUUUGACUCAACAACCCUAACGUGCCAGCUUACAAUAAUAGAUCGCGAUCUAUUUCUGAAAAUAACCCCAGCUGAACUAAGCGUGAUAAUUUGGAAACAGACAUCAAAAAGUGCACCGAACAUCGGAGCCUUUGAAGCGUUUUCGCAUAGGAUAAGCUGUUUAGUGGCCACCGAGGUUUUGCGAGACGACACAGAGAAAAUAAGGGCUAGGAUGAUCAGCAGAUUAAUAAAUGCAGCCGAAAAGUGUCACAAAUUGUCCAAUUUUCAAUCAUGCAGAAGCAUUUUGUGUGGUCUGCAGAGCCCGGCGGUUUACAGAUUGCAUAGAACGUGGGGUUACGUACGCAAAAGGCACUCGACCAAAUACCAAGUUUUUGAGUGCAUGUGCCGCCUGUACAGAGACCCUCGACUUUCAGCUUAUCAGCGGGUGUUCCUCCAAAAAUCGCAGUCAGCACCUUACAUACCAAGUUUGACAGAUUUGCUACUGAAAUUGUUACCCUGCCAUUCCAAUGGCACACAAAAUCAAGCAGAGUGGAGAUCAUCGAGUACACUUAAAAGGCUUCUCUCUGCUUUACGUAUGUUGAAGAUGACCUCAACGGAAACAUUCGAAACUGUACAAUCCGAUUGCCUUGAACUUCGUGAUGGGCGCAGGGCGCUUUUAAAUCAGUCCGUUGAAUUUCUGGAGAAGAGCCAAAGGGCGGCUCAGAAGUAUACAAUGACGGGAAACGAGUUGGCCGGCGAAUACCUGUUAAAGGCUCGAUAUAGAGAAGAACGAGAGAAUUUCCUACAUUCCUUAAGCGUAGAGAAGUCUAAUUUUGUAUAUAGACGAACUUCUUAA